Molecule: messenger RNA, 400 nt
Organism: Strongylocentrotus purpuratus (purple sea urchin)
Lineage: Eukaryota; Metazoa; Echinodermata; Echinoidea; Camarodonta; Strongylocentrotidae
Exons: 6
Coding region: 95-400 (101 amino acids)
Source: RefSeq, a predicted model, not a curated record
GGCCGCCGCCCGCGGCCCGUCACGAAAAUCUACGACGUUUGUUGUGAACUAUCUGUGGCGAAUCUUGCAGUGGUGCGUGUGAAUAGCUUCAAAAAUGGGAAGGAAACCAAAUUGGACUCAUGACGAGAACAAAGUUCUAUGUAGUUUUGUGAAGGACAAUCGAGAAAAAACUAUUCAGAAGGGCUGGACAUUGCUUAGUGAAGGUGAAGGGCAGGCACCGACUAAUCAUCCCAUCUUUGAGGUAGUGCUGGAAGCACAGGCACCCGAGGCACAAUCAGGCAUCAUGGGCCAAGAAGUGGAAGCUGGAUUCAGCCAGUUAACAGCGAGCUCCAGUAAUGAAGAUGAAGUGGCUGAAUCCAUGUUCCAGGGCAUGGCUGCUAGUAGUACAAACCCUCUCUAA